GUGAGCGCCGCGGGGCAUUCUGGACCUGCUUUGCCUUAGGCUGUGCCUGACUUGAAACCGAAGCGCGGGACGGGUGAAAGUACGGGACGCGAGAAGUUGCUCGCGCCUAGGAGUUAAGCGAAGUGCGGUGGCUUCCGAGGAAUACAAACAUAAAGGCCCUCGACCGUGGCAAACAGACUAGAGAAAAGUGAAAACAAAUCUGAAUGAAGAUGAAGAUUUUUCAGACCAUCUGCAGGCAGCUCAGGAGUUCAAAGGGAUUUUCUGUGGAAUCAACUGCCCUUGUGGCUUUCUCUACUUCCUCUUACUCAUGUGGCCGGAAGAAAAAAGUGAACCCAUAUGAAGAAGUGGACCAAGAAAAAUACUCUAAUUUAGUUCAGUCUGUCUUGUCAUCCAGAGGCCUUGCCCACACCCCAGAAUCCUUGUUGGAGAAAGAUGCUUUACUCUAUGGACCUGUGGUCAGGCAUAAGCCCCCAAGGCAAGAUGAGGGCACGCGAAUGCCACAAAACUGGUUUCCUAUCUUCAAUCCAGAGAGAAAUGAUAAAUCAAAUGCAAGUGAUCCUUCAGUUCCUUUGAAAAUCCCCUUGCAAAGGAAUCUUAUACCGAGUGUGACCCGAGUCCUUCAGCAGACCAUGACGAAACAGCAGGUUUUCUGGUUGGAGAGGUGGAAACAGCGGAUGAUUCUGGAACUGGGAGAAGAUGGCUUUAAAGAAUAUACUUCAAGUUUUCAUGUUUGUGACCAUGCGUAUGUGAAGAACAUAGCCAGGGACAUCUUUUUACAAGGGAAGCGGUUCCACGAAGCCUUGGAAAGCAUACUUUCACCCCAGGACACCUUAAAAGAGAGAGAUGAAAAUCUCCUCAAGUCUGGUUACAUCGAAAGUGUUCAGCAUAUUCUGAAAGAUGUCAGUGGAGUGCGAGCUCUUGAAAGUGCUGUUCAACAUGAAACCUUAAACUAUAUAGGUCUGCUGGACUGUGUGGCAGAGUAUCAGGGCAAGCUGUGUGUGAUUGACUGGAAGACAUCAGAGAAACCAAAGCCUUUACUUCGAAAUACAUUUGACAACCCACUGCAAGUAGUGGCAUACAUGGGUGCCAUGAACCAUGACACCAACUACAGCUUUCAGGUUCAGUGUGGUUUAAUUGUGGUGGCCUACAAAGAUGGAUCUCCUGCCCACCCACAUUUCAUGGAUGAAGAGCUCUGUUCCCAGUACUGGGCCAAGUGGCUCCUUCGACUAGAAGAAUAUACAGAAAAGAAAAAGAACCAGAAUAUUCAGAAACCAGAAUAGGGAACAGGGUGCUAUUUGGGAACAUGCAGCAACUUCUCACAGUUUGGGAACAUAUACUGCCAUUGACUGCAGUGUAAAAAUGAGGUGCCAGUAGGUCUGGGUGCUACACAGACACAAUAGAAGUAUUAGUUCGUUGAAAUGUAUUACUACCAACAAGACUGAAAAGUCUAGAUGUAAAGAGCUAGACUUCGGCACAUGAGAUCCCAGCUGUGCUACUCUUAUUUACCUGAAAGGAGGACACGCAGGAUGGGGAGUCACACUGGUGACUCUUGGACUCCUUUGAGAGACCUUUUUGUGUCCCAGGCAGAAUGCCCAGUCUUUGCACUGAGAUUAGAAGGCAGUAAGGCUGAGGGUGCCAAGCAUUUCCCCAGGGUUCACCAGAGGGGAGGGGGCCACACGCCCCCAGGUAGGACACAUCAGCCAACACUAGUGCCUAAGACUUGUUUCAUACAUUGGGGUUUUCUGUAUAUUUCAGUUGGGAAAAGCUUAUAUUUAACCUUUUAAGAAAAAUAAAUAUGUGAUUAUUUAGCCUCAAGUAAAGUUGCUGUCUAUAAAGCCAGUAUAUUCACCAUGUCGCUGGCAACAGGCCUUGGCAUAACAGCAAAUAACCCCCAGAAGUAGCCAGAGCCCAGUUUGAACAUCACGAUUGGAAGUGUUUUAGUGCUAUUUCUGGCAUAAGUCAAUGGAUCAUGUAGGUAGAGUCAAUUACUGUUGGUGGCGUUUUUCAGCUGUAGAGGAAUUAUAAAAUCCAUUUGUUCCUAUUUGAUAGGUAAUAGAAAUUAGCAGUUGUCACUGGGUUUGGGAAAUUUAAAUGCCCAUUUCAGCCCUGGGGAAGGGCUUUCUGUCUUACGGAGUGAGUCUGUUAGCAUUUAAGUUAUAGUUGCUGCCUUGAAAUAGUAGGCUGUUACAGUGACCUCUUUGGGUAGCUAUUUUCAUAAGAAAUAAAAUACAAGAUAUGAGUAAUGAA
Callithrix jacchus (white-tufted-ear marmoset) is the source of this 2247-nucleotide messenger RNA. RefSeq names its product mitochondrial genome maintenance exonuclease 1 (gene MGME1). Lineage: Eukaryota; Metazoa; Chordata; Mammalia; Primates; Cebidae. The record is from RefSeq and is a predicted model, not a curated record. Gene Ontology annotation, molecular function: single-stranded DNA exodeoxyribonuclease activity. Gene Ontology annotation, biological process: mitochondrial DNA replication. Gene Ontology annotation, cellular component: mitochondrion.